AAGAAGACCAACUAGAAGUCCUGAAGACAUUCCUCUUCAAUGAAAGCACGGAAGAGAUGGAGAAGAACAAGGAGGGACUCUACAAGCUCUGGAGACUGAGGAAGAGGAAACUGGUGACCGUGACGGAUGUGUGUUAUGCCUGCUGAGAGCUGAGGGUACUGAAGCUGGCAUGCGAUGAACCGUUCCCUGCUGGCGGCCUCUGGAGCUGUCCUGGCUGGCUGUGUCAUCUCAGGCUCAGCCCUGGACUGGUGGCCACGGCUGUUGUUCAGCCUUGCCUGCCUGCUGACGGUGGUGGUAGGGGCCAUCCUGGCUGUCUGGGUUCACAUCAAGCUGGGACAGCCACAAAAGGUCACCAUCAAAAGACCAGUGCCUGUGGACCAUGUAAAAAAUGCACUGAAGUGCGGCAGCCAGCAGGACAAGACGUCCGGCUACCAGCGGCCGCCGAUCGUCAGCCGCGCCGUGGACGAGGUGCUCGCGGAAAUCGUGUCGCACGUGGUCGACGAUUUCUUUAGCAGCUGGUACUCGCAGCUCGCCUUCGAACCCGACCUCCAGGCGCAGGCCAUCAAGAACGAGAUAUGGGAAUCCCUGCGACGACUGCAGGAUCGGCUCAACGCCAUCGACCAUGUAAACUUUAUCGCUACGGACGUCUUUAACAAGAUCAAGCAGCACUUCCAGCGGAUCAGAAUCGCGCACGAGAUGAGUGACGGCAAGACCACACUGCCGAUGUACACGCUCGUCUCGUACCUGGCCAACCCGGAGCGGGAGCUGCAGUUUUUGCGCAGCGUCGCCGAGGUGGUCAUCAUGAUCCUGCUGCCGCCCGACUACAGCCGCUGCGUGCCCGUCCGACAGCUGCUCAGGGAGACCCUCGCCUGCCACGUGUUUCAGCCUGCGAUCGACCUGCUGUGUGACCCGGACUUUAUCAACCAGAAGGUGUACGAGUACGUGCACCACCACCAGCUGUGGCGCGAGCUUCACCAGCGCACAUACACCUACGCCGCCAGCUACGAGGACUUCAUCGGCAUCAUACAGGAGAGCAACGACGUGGACGAGCUCAAACACAUCAGGUUCAAUAUCGUGACAGAGAUUAUGCAGGCGACCACGAUCAACAACCUGAAGCGAGCGCGGGGGAUGAAGUUGACUCAAGACCGCCGGCCGCAGGGCUCCUCCAAAGGUGAUCUGCUCCAGGCGCGGAACCUGAAGCGCUACAUCAACCAGCUGACCUACGCCAAAACUCAGUGCGAAAAGCGCAUCAAGAGCGUGGGCGGCAUGGGCUACCUCACCGAAAUCGACUCGCCAGAGUCCUCCGACUCUCAGCUCAUCGGUAGAAAGGUCCUGUCGUUCGGUGUGAUCAUGGAGUCGGCGUACGCGCGCCGCUACCUGCUGCGCUACCUCGAGUCCGAGGGCCAGGAGAACCUGCUGCUAUUCUGGAACGCCGUCAACGAGCUGCGCACGUGCCGCAAACACAUGCUGCACGCGCUGGGCGCCGAGAUCUACCAGACCUACCUGGCCGGGAUAUACGGUGUCAUUCGGCUCGAUAAGGUGUCUCUGAAGCGGAUCGAGAGUUUUCUGAUCGGCGACCGGGGCCCGGAGAUCUUCCUGGAGCUGCAGGAGGAGGUGCAGAGUCAGCUGGAGAACAAGCACUACCACCGCUUCCUGGUCAGCCCGCUCUACAACAAGAUGAUGCUGGACGCAGAGGAGGCCGGCAUCGACUUCAUCAACGCCACCGUCGCUAACCACGAGGACCACCCGGAGGGUCUGGGCUCCGAGAUGGGCGACACCAACCUCUCCGACCACUCGUCAUUCGCGAGACUCAAGCUGGACCAGCUGGCCGAGAAAUUGCGAACAAAGUCCCAGGCUCUGGAGGCCAUGAAGACGGGCACCCGUCCGGACCCGAAGAUGGUCUCUAUCUUGGAGCAGGAGGUGGAUAAUCUGGCCGGAGAGCGCCGGGAGCUGGAGGCGCACAUAGAGAGGACAGACGUGUGGACGCAGCAUCUGGGUCACUGGACGGCCGACGUGCACUCGGCGGAGGUGCUGGAGGAGAAGGACAUGCCUGUGUUCGUGCUGGUCGUGUACCUGGUGGCCUCCCCGGCCGGCGCGGUGGAGGCGGCCGACGCCACCUCCCCGGACGAGCCGGGCUCGCCGGCCGACCCGGCGGCCGGGAAGCGUCCGCUGGACGCCCUGCUGGACAACCAGCGCGGCUGGGUGGUGAUCCGACGGCUCACCGACCUGCUGCACGUGCACGGAAAACUCUGUCAGAUCUCACCGUCGCUGAAGUCGGCCGAGCUGCCGCCUCUUCCGAGCAAGUCGCUGUUCAGCAAGGGCUGCGACAGGGCGUACCUGGAGAGGGCCAAGAUCAAAGUACAAAACUACCUCACGAUGGUUCUUGCCGACCAGCGUCUGAACAAGAGCGAGGUCAUCUACACAUUCCUCAGUCCCAGCCCCGAACACCUCCUGUUUCCAGGCACGUCGCAGAAAAAGUCCACAUUCUUCUCCAUAUUCAAAGGGUCGGGCGGGGCGGCGGACGACGGCGGCGCCGAGAGCGACGACGACGACAUUCUGUUCCUGGACGGCGCCGACGCGCGGCCCGAGGUGCGGGACGACUUCGCCGAGCCGCUCUACGGCCUCAUCGCGGAGGUGUUUGACCUGUCGGGCAAGUGGCUGCGCAAGACGCUCAUGUCGUUCGUACAGAUCACCUACGGGCGCACCAUCAGCCGUCAGAUCCGCGACACGCUCUCGUGGUGUUUCUCCGAGAGCCAGCUGCUCUAUUACGCCACCACACUGCGCGAGGCGUGCUGGCCGGGCGGCAAGCGGCCGCCGCCGGCGCCGCCGCGGUCACAACAGGACAUGGAGAGGACCAGGCAGGAGACGCGCGAGCUGCUGGUGAACAACGUGCCCGAGCUGCUGACCAACCUGCUGGGCCUGCACAACUCGCGGCUGGGCGGCGUCAAGGUGUUCGAGACGCUGCAGGACGUCCGCCUCAACAAGCACCUGUUCUACACUGUGCUGGAGGCGUUCAUCCCGCAGCUAUUCCCAGAACUCGGCGGGGGGCCGCACACCACCAACGUGUGAGCGUUGGAGGCGUUGAAGGGUGAACAGGGUACCACGGACGGUCACCGGUGGGCGGCGGCUGAACAAUGAUUCCAGCUGAACUCGGUGUUAGCUCUGCUGGCAGCCCAGUCUGCCGCUAUCGCUUGUUGAACUCUGAUUCUUCUACGUUCGCUGCGCCAAUAGAAGCUGAAGAGAACCUGAGGCCACUGGAAUGAAUACGGACAAUUUGCAGCUCUGGGUCUGAACUCUGAACUGAAUAGGCGGUCGAUAGCUAAUGCUGACCCCGUGUGGCCUCUCAGGUCAUAGUCAGGCGCACUGCGUACAUGACAUUGCCCUAGUCCGAAUCGAGAAGCGUCUUGAUCUGAAGGCUAAGGAGCUGUGAGUGUUAUUGCUGGCGUUUUAGCGCCAUUGUUUGAAAAAGUAUUUGGGUCUCUACCGGGUGAUAUUCGUUUGAGGCAUCAAAUAUGUUAUGAUUAUUCUUAUACGUCACAUAUUUCUGAGAUGUUCAACAUUCUCCAUAUUUCCGUGAAUGGCAGUUGAGUAGCGAACUAAUUGCAGUUAGAAAUUAGAACAUUCGAUACGCCAAAGCUAUCAAUCAGUGGGUAAUAAUAGUUCAUAGUUGCAUGUUAGGACAAAUAUUGAUAGUUUGUUUUGUGAUCAAUGUUAAAAUGUGAUGUCACAUUUUAAUAUGCAUGUUAUUGUAUUUUGUUCCAACUUCAAUGUGCCAUGUUGUAGUUAUUACGAAAGAAGAAACUGAAAGCGAGGACGCUAGUGUGCGAGUAAGGCCAACCAUAUCAACUGCUAGCUACAUUGAUGUUUCUUCUAGUAUUUACGCCAUUUCCGCAGUAGGGACAACUUGCGCCUUCGUACUUCAUUACCGCAGUUUCGUGGUCAUUGGCCACUGCCCUAGUCACCUUUGCAAGUCAUUUCCGACUGAGCUUAUGAAGUGAUUCCAAAGUGGCAAUAUUUUUGCUUUGAUGGAUGCUGUUGAUCGUUGAGGAGCUCGUGCACACAUAUAGGCAUUGUUAUUGCAUGCUUUAAAACCCGGUUAUUGUUGUGUAAGCCUACUUGAGUCAUUGUAUCCCGUCUCCAAUUCCAACCGGGACCUUUGAUGGAAUACCAAAACGUGAUCUGACCUAUCUACGUAGUGCGUUAUGGGAAUUCGGUCAAUGCCAGCUGUCUUGCUUUUGCUCGUGCUGGUGUGAAGCUUAUGUUCUGUUAAUAACAUCAGGGAUAUUUAUGUAACAUACAUGAUUAUAUUGCUGUAA
Messenger RNA from Amphibalanus amphitrite, 4316 nucleotides. RefSeq names its product sorting nexin-25-like (gene snz). The transcript is spliced from 18 exons. Gene Ontology annotation, cellular component: intracellular membrane-bounded organelle. The record is from RefSeq and is a predicted model, not a curated record. Bases 175 to 3069 code for a protein of 964 amino acids. Lineage: Eukaryota; Metazoa; Arthropoda; Thecostraca; Balanomorpha; Balanidae. Gene Ontology annotation, molecular function: phosphatidylinositol binding.